GGGUGGGUGGCAAUAACUCGACCGACAGGUUAAAGUAGAGAGGGCCAGCAACUCUGCGAGCUCUUCGGUCCCAUUCCUUCCCCACCCCCCACUACGGUUUUACCUUCACCGGUUGCCCAUAUAACUCGAAGCAGCAGACCUUUGAACGCCCAUCACUUUCCCCUUCCCUCGCUGUUCUUCUUGCUGUGGCUCAGAUGCCUCAGGGAAGAGGCAGUGCCGGUGGCCAGGUGACCGUGGUUCUGUGGGUGGCAGUGCUCAGCCUCCUGCUUGCUCAGGUCGCGGAGGCCGCAACCUACACCGUCGGGGACACCCGCGGCUGGUCCUUCAACAUGGACAGCUGGCCUCGCGGAAAGCGCUUCCGCGCCGGCGACGUGCUCGUGUUCAAGUACAACCCGUUGGUGCACAAUGUGGUAGCCGUGAACGCCGCCGGCUACAACGGCUGCUCGACUCCGCGGGGCUCCAGGGUCUUGACCUCCGGCAAAGAUCGCGUCACGCUCGCCAGGGGGAGGAACUACUUCAUCUGCAACUCCGUCGGCCACUGCCAGUCCGGGAUGAAGAUGGCGAUCGUUGCUGCUUAACAUCGAGUGAUAUGUAUGAAGCAAGUAGGAGCGUUAAGAAGGCAGGUGUACAAGAGAAAAAGCUUAGGCUAGGGGUGAUGGUACUGAAUAAAAAACGCUCAGUGGCCAUGAACGUCGUUGUAUGCAAGCUUCGGCCAAUGGCGUAUCGCUUAUGUCAGUUGUAUGUUGUUGUUGACAUUCGAGCUUUGAGUUCUCCGUUUCGGUAGUCUUCUCGUUUGGCGAAGGAUCCCAUUGUUCCAGAUAAGCAAAGCGGCGAAGAAGAAAGGGAAGCGGUGAAAAGACGAUUUACUCGAUGAACACUGGAUGGAGACACAGUGGAGUCAUACAUAAUAAAGGCUUCUCUGACACUGUGGACCCAAACCAUGUUUCCAUUACCUACAUGAGUUAAUUUAUAUUUUUCUUGGCU
This is a messenger RNA of Musa acuminata subsp. malaccensis (wild Malaysian banana), 984 nucleotides long. Its product is annotated as basic blue protein. Gene Ontology annotation, molecular function: electron transfer activity. Lineage: Eukaryota; Viridiplantae; Streptophyta; Magnoliopsida; Zingiberales; Musaceae. The record is from RefSeq and is a predicted model, not a curated record. Gene Ontology annotation, cellular component: plasma membrane.